GGCGGCCGCCGCGGAGCCCUCGGAGGCGUGCGUGCGUGUGUGCGAGUCCGCGCCAGCCAGCGUGAGUGUGUGUGCGCCCCGGGCGCGGGCUGGGCGGCACUCCGACCGCGGCGGGAGACCGGCGGCCGCGUCGUCACUCGGGCGAGAGCGGCGGCGGCGGCAGCAGCGGCCGGGCCGGGGCCGGGGCUGGGUAGCGGCGGCCGCGCCGGGCAUGGAGCUGGCAAGCCCGCGCUGAGGCAGGACGCGUCUGCUAGCGGCGAGGGAGAGCCUCCCGCUGUCCGGCGUGCGGGCUCCCUGGCCAGUGCCCGGCAAACUUUUCUUUCUCUUUUGCCCUUUCCAGAGGCGCCUUCUGCGGCGGGCGGACCCACUCCUCGGCGCGGCGGGGCCGGGGCAAGCUGGACGCAGCAUGAUGCGCGCCGUGUGGGAGGCGCUGGCGGCGCUGGCGACCGUGGCGUGCCUGGUGGGCGCGGUGCGCGGCGGGCCCGGGCUCAGCAUGUUCGCGGGCCAGGCGGCGCAGCCCGACCCCUGUUCGGACGAGAACGGCCACCCCCGCCGCUGCAUCCCUGACUUUGUCAACGCGGCCUUCGGCAAGGACGUGCGCGUGUCCAGCACCUGCGGCCGGCCCCCGGCGCGCUACUGCGUGGUGAGCGAGCGCGGCGAAGAGCGGCUGCGCUCCUGCCACCUCUGCAACGCGUCGGAUCCCAAGAAGGCGCACCCGCCCGCCUUCCUCACCGACCUCAACAAUCCGCACAACCUGACGUGCUGGCAGUCCGAGAACUACCUGCAGUUCCCGCACAACGUCACGCUCACGCUGUCGCUGGGCAAGAAGUUCGAGGUGACUUACGUGAGCCUCCAGUUCUGCUCGCCACGGCCCGAGUCCAUGGCCAUCUACAAGUCCAUGGACUACGGGCGCACGUGGGUGCCCUUCCAGUACUACUCCACGCAGUGCCGCAAGAUGUACAACCGGCCGCACCGCGCGCCCAUCACCAAGCAGAAUGAGCAGGAGGCCGUCUGCACGGACUCGCACACGGACAUGCGCCCGCUCUCCGGCGGCCUCAUCGCCUUCAGCACGCUGGACGGGCGGCCCUCGGCGCACGACUUCGACAACUCGCCGGUGCUGCAGGACUGGGUCACGGCCACCGACAUCCGAGUGGCUUUUAGCCGCCUGCACACGUUCGGCGACGAGAAUGAGGACGACUCGGAGCUGGCGCGGGACUCCUACUUCUAUGCAGUGUCCGACCUGCAGGUGGGCGGCCGCUGCAAGUGCAACGGACACGCGGCCCGCUGCGUGCGCGACCGCGACGACAGCCUGGUGUGCGAUUGCAGGCACAACACGGCGGGUCCCGAGUGCGACCGCUGCAAGCCCUUCCACUACGAUCGGCCCUGGCAACGCGCCACCGCCCGCGAGGCCAACGAGUGCGUGGCCUGCAGCUGCAACCUGCACGCCCGGCGCUGCCGCUUCAACAUGGAGCUCUACAAGCUGUCGGGGCGCAAGAGCGGGGGUGUCUGCCUCAACUGCCGCCACAACACGGCCGGCCGCCACUGCCACUACUGCAAGGAGGGCUACUACCGCGACAUGGGCAAGCCCAUCACCCACCGGAAGGCCUGCAAAGCCUGCGAUUGCCACCCCGUGGGCGCUGCUGGCAAAACCUGCAACCAAACCACCGGCCAGUGUCCCUGCAAGGACGGCGUGACCGGCAUCACCUGCAACCGCUGCGCCAAAGGCUACCAGCAGAGCCGCUCGCCCAUCGCCCCCUGCAUAAAGAUCCCCGUGGCGCCACCCACCACUGCAGCCAGCAGCGUGGAGGAGCCAGAAGACUGUGAUUCCUACUGCAAGGCCUCCAAAGGGAAGCUGAAGAUCAACAUGAAAAAGUACUGCAAGAAGGACUAUGCCGUCCAGAUCCACAUCCUGAAGGCCGACAAGGCGGGGGACUGGUGGAAGUUCACCGUGAGCAUCAUCUCCGUGUACAAGCAGGGCGCGAGCCGCAUCCGGCGCGGUGACCAGAGCCUGUGGAUCCGCUCGCGGGACAUCGCUUGCAAGUGCCCCAAGAUCAAGCCCCUCAAGAAGUACCUGCUGCUGGGCAACGCGGAGGACUCGCCGGACCAGAGCGGCAUCGUGGCCGACAAGAGCAGCCUGGUGAUCCAGUGGCGGGACACGUGGGCGCGGCGGCUGCGCAAGUUCCAGCAGCGCGAGAAGAAGGGCAAGUGCAAGAAGGCCUAGCGCGGAGGCAGCGGGUGGGCGGGCCGGGCGGCACCGCAGCUGCCCGGAGCCCCGAGGGCUUUCCCAGGUGGGGGGCGGGGGGCGGGGCUUCGGCGGGGGCGGGGCCUCGGCGGGGGCGGGGCCUCGGCGGCGCCUCUCCUGGCGGCCCCGCCCCUCGCCCCACUCGACGCGCCCCUGGCGGAGCCGCACGCGGGGGAGGGGUGCAGGCCAGGCCAGGCCCUGGAGAAAUGAGGACGAGACUUAGCUACCUCACGGGCUCCUUCCCGAGCAGGGACGCGCUUCCCUGGGGCCAGGCGGGUCGCCGCGGCGGGGGCGGGGCAGCCCGAUCUGGGCCCCUGGGCCUGACACGGAACGCGCGCUGGUGGAGCCGCACCUGCGGCUGGCGUACCGUUAUGGAGAAGGGGACGUGAGGAGGAGAACUGUGAAUUCUCAGGCCCCCAGUUGGGCCAGGGGCUGAGCGAGCCCGGCCAAACCAUCACCCAAACGUAAAAGACUGAAAAUCCCCCCCUUUUCCCUGACCCCUCUUUGUCACAGGACCCCCUGGUUGGGACAACUUGGGCCCCAUCUGAAGGGGCCAGACAGGCAUUUGGGGGCAGCAGGGCUCCCCAUGCAGGCGGUGGUCCGUUGCCACCUGCUGCACUGGUCCUCCUGGGUGGGGCGAAGCAGGAACCCUUGCUGCCGCCCGCCCCCUCCCCCCCCCCCCCCCCCCCGGGUUUAGGUGCAGCCCAGGAUUCUGGCCCAGGCAGAGGGCUGUGGACCCAAAGACACCCCUGAGAAGCUCCAGCCGGGUGGUCAUGCCUCACUGAGCUGCCUGCCGGAGGAGGCACUGGGAAGGCACAACCUCCCAGAGAGUUUCCUCUUUGGAAACUUGGAACCAGCCCCUUUAUGACAUUUUCCAGGGGAGGGGACGGGCUCGGGCUGGGUUUAUGGCAGUGACACUAUUUGUGUAAUGACAUCAGCUCCCACCAGGCCCCUCAGCAGUGUUUGCAGCUGGGAAGGGCCUGGAUGGGUAUGGAAUGCAGGCUGCAAAGGCGGUUACGCCGGCUGGGGGAAGGGGCUGGCCGAGUCAGGACCGGGUCUGUUGGCUCAGCAGGGCACAGUGUGCCCGCGCCAUGGGCAGGCAAGGCCAGGAAUGACCAGGUUCGGGGAACCGCGGAAACCAUGACCACUUCCCGCUGCUGCCCUCACUCCUGGCUCCCAGGGGCAGCGGCUACUGGGCCGAGAAAGCCUGCUGAGCUACCCAGCUGCCUGCACCUGUCUUGGUCUACCCCAGGCAGAGCCUUGCCAGCCCUUCCCGGCUGUCCCCUUUGUGCCCUCCCCUUUCCAAGGCUCAGAGACACUGCCUUCAAGCAGGCAGCCCCCACAGGGCCUGUUCCUAUGCCCGGGGCCCACGGUCUCCCUUCCCGAGCUCUCGGCACCUGGCGCAGAGUUAGCGGCCUGGCUUCCUCCUCACUCAGGACACUGGCUUCACUCUCCUUCGAGUUCGCCUGCUCAGAAGGGUCACACGGAGUGUGAAGGCGCCCUGUGGUCCGGCCCGCGUCCGGGCUGCCGCGUAGCGAGCACCUCCCUGUGCCUGGCACUUUACCCACACACCCCCCUGUGGCCCUCACGACAGCCCCGUGAGACAGGGAUCCUUGCCCAUCUCACCAGCGGGGAAACGGAAGCACACGUGCCCAAGGCCACCAGGAAAAGCGGCAGAACUGGACUCGCAGUCCAGGGCCAGGCUUGCUGACCACGGCCCUGCUGCCCUGGCCCGCUGCGCACCAGCUCCCACAGCAGCUGCGAGGGGUGCUCCUGGGAGGUCGCCACGGAGACACUGGCCCUGGUGGCACCUGGCGAAUGGAGUGUGUGGGGUGGGCGCAGUGACAUCUUCAGAGGUGGAGCAGGGGUGGUGGGCGAGGCGCACCAACCCAAUUUGUAGGUUAAAGGCUCUGACGGGGGCCUUGGCUGAUCUAAGACACAGCAGAAAGGACAUUGGGCUGCCUGGUGGGGUGGGGUGUGUCUGGGGCGUGUGUGGAGGAUUCCAGGAGAGACUGGCUGGCAGAGGUGCCCCCGUCGGGCGAGAGGACAGAAUGGCCCUGGCGAGGGAUAUUUGUCUUCCCUGACUCCAGGCCCAAGACGGGAGCAUAGGGACCGCUCUCCUAGCAGUGAGCCCUCUGACGCCGGCGCGCUUCGCCGAGUGCCAUUAGCACCUCGCAGGCCUUGGCGUUUUGCUGGCCCACAGUCCUGUAAAGGCACUCACUGCUGGGGCUGGUCCUGUUCUGUUUACACCGGUCUGGCUUCUCUGCCUGCCUGUCCACAAGGGUGUGGCAGCCCCGCCACCUCCCACCCUGGGUCUGAGUCACCCAGGUCCAUCCGAAGGCCAGCACGGGUGGUCUCCGAGGCCCCCAGCUCUGGAGCCAGCAGCCUGCCAAGCAGUAAUACAUCUUGCUUUAAACUCUACCAGCCUCACCCUCCUGCUCUGCCCCUGAGGGCAAAGGCCACCCAAUCCACCCAGCAGCCUGGCCCCUGGGCCACGUGUCAGGGCGGCCGGAUUUGUCACCACAGGCCUCCGCACCUCACUGACCCAGCCGGAACCCAGCCCCCAACUUCAGCGGCGAGGACCCCUCCCUGAGGAAGCACCUUGUCCACCAGAGGAGAUGAAUAGGAACUGAGGUGUGCCCGUUUGUACAGUUAGGAAGGGAUGUAAAAUGAACUAGAUUUUGAUUCUGAAGAGUAUUAACCAGAAUUGUGAUAUGUAGGUAUUUGAAGAAAAACACCAGAUUAGUCCUUUUUUGUUUUAAAAGAUUCCCCACUUGUCCUUUUUCUUACCUGCUGGGUGGUCUGGAGCCCCUGACAGCGGAGUGGCUGCUUUACUGAGCAUAGUAAAGAGGACGGGGUGGAGGGAGGGGGACACGGCACGGGCUGCCCGGGACUCACCUGCAGCCCUGCUUCUGUCCUGGGCAGGGCGGAGGCAGCCCCGCAGGUCCUGGGAAAUGGGCGGGAGGCUGUGAGCUGCCCCCAGUGACCUGGAAUUCCGUCUCCACAGUAGCGCGCAGGAAAUGGGUAUCAACUUUCUUGGGUUGGCCCCAGGUUGGAAUGAGACCGAAAUCGAGAAGAUUCUGAGCGAUCAGGAAAUGAUCCCUCCAGGAAACUGAAAAACAUUGGGACCUCAAUGCUCAAAGGAAGCGCCCCUAUCACACCCCACGAGAGACUGAGAAUAGACAACUAGACUCACCGGUGGGGGUCCUGGGCCAUGGUUCAGCCACAGACAUGCCAUACCCCAGGGGCAUCACAGUGUGUACUGAGGCCUCGCCUCUGCCACCCCAGCCAGCCCACUCCUCCUCAUUCGCCAUCCCCCCCCCCCCCACUCCUGGGUGCACUACCCCCCACCCCCGCGUUCCGGAAUUCUGUUCACUCAGAAUGGUAAAUGUUUAGUUGUGACCAUGACAUUGGGUCAGUGCUCCUUUCCAAUGCAUACUAAUAUAUUAUGGUUAUUAUAUAUGAAUAUAUUUAAUGACAUGGAAAAAGUUGUGGAUUUUUUAAAGUUUUUUUUGUUUGUUUAGAGUUGUAAUGGACCCAGAUGGAACUUGUAACGUGGGCCCCACAUGAUAGAACUAAAUGCAGAUAUCAAUUAAAUAAACUCUUGUACACUGUU
Messenger RNA from Myotis daubentonii (Daubenton's bat), 5858 nucleotides. RefSeq names its product netrin 1 (gene NTN1). The record is from RefSeq and is a predicted model, not a curated record. Gene Ontology annotation, biological process: motor neuron axon guidance; tissue development; dendrite development. Gene Ontology annotation, molecular function: protein binding. Bases 407 to 2221 code for a protein of 604 amino acids. The transcript is spliced from 7 exons. NCBI's taxonomy places the organism in Eukaryota, Metazoa, Chordata, Mammalia, Chiroptera, Vespertilionidae. Gene Ontology annotation, cellular component: basement membrane.